AUGAUUGUAAAGGCUGUCAACCACGAUGAUCUCUAUGUAGACGGCCAGUUCCAAAACUUAGAGGAUCUAAAAUCCAAGAUAUACCAAAGAUAUGGCAUCCCCAUAAACUCACAGCACAUAAUAUUUAAUGGCAAGUUUUAUGUUUUAGGAAUAUUCAAUGCUCCAUUGGAAACUUCCUCAGACACAUAUUCUAACCCUCUUGGAUACUUUGGACUUCCAGACAGUCUUUUCAACAAUCUUGCAUCCGACGGUAUAACACCCAGUGAAAUUAGGGCAUUCGCCUUUCCCCAUAAAGAGGACUUAAAUGAUGAAGAAAGCCCGAGCCUAUCCGAAGUUUUAGAUAUAAAAACUGUUGCAAAGCGGAUUCUUGAAGUUCAAUACAAUGAAAUUCAUGGAAUAUCGGAGAGUUUAAACGAAGAAGAAAAGGCUGCAAUUGUAAAAAACCCUGGCGAAUAUGUUGAGCUAGUUUUGAAGCACACUGGUGGUCUCCCUUUUCUUUAG
Molecule: messenger RNA, 501 nt
Organism: Encephalitozoon intestinalis ATCC 50506
Lineage: Eukaryota; Fungi; Microsporidia; Unikaryonidae
Exons: 1
Coding region: 1-501 (166 amino acids)
Source: RefSeq, a predicted model, not a curated record